Medicago truncatula (barrel medic) is the source of this 1491-nucleotide messenger RNA. RefSeq lists its product as uncharacterized. Bases 352 to 1140 code for a protein of 262 amino acids. Lineage: Eukaryota; Viridiplantae; Streptophyta; Magnoliopsida; Fabales; Fabaceae. The record is from RefSeq and is a predicted model, not a curated record. The transcript is spliced from 2 exons.
CUCAUUUUCCCUUCAUAUAAAUAAAUCACUCAUUCUUUUUCUUCAGGGGAAAAAAAAAAUAGAGAGUGAAGAAGAGAGAGGAAAAUCUCUACUCUUUUCUCGCUUCAUUCCAGAUUCGUUCAAUUUUCGAAUCCAUGGCAAAGUUUCAAACCUAAUUCGCUUUCAAAUUUCAAUUCAUUCUCAAAUCAUGCACUUCAUUUUAAUUAACGAUUUUUAUUGAGGUUGAGGUCAACAAGGGAAGCUAAUAGCUGAGACUCAGUUUCACAGCAAAGUGAUUCUUUUAUUGGACAAUGGCUUAUAUACUGAUAUUGCUGUGAUUUCUACCGUUGCAUUGUAAACUUAUCAUCUUUAAUGAUGUGGAAUUUCGCAUCACAUGCCCUUACGAGCAUUGGAAUGAAAAGAAGCUCGACAGAGCCAAUCCUAAGUUGUGCAGAAUGCUCAGAUGAUGAGGUCUGCUCUAAUGCGAGCAAAGAUGAAGGGCUGGAAUGCCCAAUAUGCUGGGAAUCUUUCAAUAUAGUUGAGAAUGUGCCUUAUGUCUUAUGGUGUGGCCACACCCUUUGUAAAAAUUGUGUCCUAGGACUUCAGUGGGCUGUGAUGAAAUUUCCUACUCAACAAAUCAGGAUUCCGUUCUUCGUUUCUUGUCCAUGGUGCCACCUACUAUCAUUCCGGUUCAUCUACAAGGGAAAUAUGAAAUUUCCUCGCAAGAAUUUCUUCCUUCUUUGGAUGGUUGAAAGUCUAAAUGGUGAUAGACAUAAGGCUGUUUCUGCUUCUGUGGACAGCCAGCCAAUUUGGUCUCCUAAGGUCAAUCUUUUGGGAAGUCAAGGUACUGGUUGUAGCCCCAGUAGGUCCUCAAGUAGUCAUUGUUCUGAACAAUUGGGAUCUAACAAUGCUGUUCGUGGAAGUGAUAGAGAGAGACACUAUUUUUCCCUUCAUAAAUCUCUGGAUUUCUUCCUUCACUUUACAUCCAAGUUUCCAUUGGUCAUCAUUUUCCUUCUGAUAGCCUUUUUUGUAAUUCCCUGCAGCAUUGUUAUUUUAAUCAUUUACUUCCUACUCACUAUUAUUUUUGCUAUCCCAUCAUUCAUAGUAUUGUACUUUGCAUACCCUACAAUCCAGAGAUUGGUUAGAGAAAUAACUUCGUAAGAUGAAGACUUGCUCCUACAGUCAGUUCUGGUGGUUUAAUCCAACUUAUCGGAAAAAAAAAACCUUUGGAUUGAAAGUUCUACCAUGUGGUAAUUCCGUUGUUAUUUUUAGGUUUUCAUACUUUUACGAUUUAUUUCUUGUGUAGUUUUUUGUGUCAUUUUCAUAUCUACUAAUUAAGAGUAAUUUUAUUCUUUUGUCAGUUGUAAUUUUCGUUUUCCUGAAGUGAAGUUUAACUGUUGUACAAAGAAGUCUUACAUGCUAAAAGUUUAUGUGCAAAAUUACUAUUGUUAUGUGAAUACUUGUAGAAUGUUUCUUGCAUUAUCUCUUAAGUAUGGGCUUAAUUUGAUUUUA